CUGCCCCGGGUCGCUCGCUUUGGGGAGUGGGGGGCACAGGCACGUGUGAGGAGCCCCCCGCCCUGCAGUGGGGGGAGCCGGGCCGGGGGCGUUGACGUCAGGGGGAGUCCCCGCGGUUGGGGGGAAAGUGACAUCACGAAAAGGGGCAGUCCCGGCCCGGGGGUCCCGGCGGAGUGCACUUGGUGGGGGGAGUAUGUGGGGGGGCUCUGACGUUACACAGGGGAAUUCCAGAAAGUGGGGGGCAGGGGUGAUGUCACCAGGAGCCCCUCCCACGAGGCCGGGGCGGAGCCUCCGAGGCGGAACCGGGCGAGAGCGAAAGCGAAAGGGGCGGCGGGACACACGGUCCAAGACACGAUCAUGGCCAAGGCCUGCGCCCUGCGCCCCGCCGGGGGGGCCGCCAGGAAGGUGGCUGCCUUCCAGGAAGCCCUCUUCAAGGAGGCUGAAGAGUUCCUGGCCACGUUCCUACCCCAGAAAAUCCUGCAGCUGGACAAGCUCCUGAAGGACGAGGCUCUGAACGUGCAGGAUCUCUCCAGCCUCCGAGCCCCACUGGAGAUCCCCAUCCCUGACCCGCCCCCCAAGGAUGAGGAGGCCAGCACCAUGGAGACCGACAAGGAAGAGAAGAAAGAAGCCCCCAAGUGUGGGUUCCUGAAGGGCAAUGAAACCAUUGUGGCCCUGCUGGACCGGGUCAAGCCUGAGGUGCUGACACUCAAGGAGAAGUGCAUCCUGGUGGUCACUUGGAUCCAGUACCUGAUCCCCAAAAUCGAGGAUGGCAAUGAUUUUGGGGUGGCUGUGCAGGAGAAGGUGCUGGAACGGGUGACAGCUGUGAAAACCAAGGUCGAGGGCUUCCAGACGGCCAUUUCCAAGUACUUCUCUGAACGUGGAGAUGCCGUGGCCAAGGCCUCCAAGGAGACCCACGUGAUGGAUUACCGAACCCUGGUCCAUGAGCGUGACGAGGCAGCCUACAGAGACAUCCGAACCAUGGUGCUGGACAUUCGGGGCUUCUAUGCCGAGCUCUACCACAUCCUGUCGGAGAACCUGGAGAAGCUGACGAACCCCAAGGGGGAAGAGAAGCCGUCCAUGUAUUGAUGAUGCAGCGCGGCCACAGCUGCCCCCAUACCUGCCCCACAGUGGGUGGGAGAGGGAAGGGGCACAAGGUGGCAUUUACAGGCAAUGGAAAUAAAUGGUUUUCUCAGA
Alligator sinensis (Chinese alligator) is the source of this 1194-nucleotide messenger RNA. RefSeq names its product proteasome activator subunit 2 (gene PSME2). The coding region runs from base 358 to 1086 and encodes 242 amino acids. Gene Ontology annotation, biological process: regulation of G1/S transition of mitotic cell cycle; regulation of proteasomal protein catabolic process; positive regulation of endopeptidase activity. The transcript has 11 exons. Gene Ontology annotation, cellular component: nucleoplasm; proteasome activator complex; cytoplasm. NCBI's taxonomy places the organism in Eukaryota, Metazoa, Chordata, Crocodylia, Alligatoridae. Gene Ontology annotation, molecular function: endopeptidase activator activity. The record is from RefSeq and is a predicted model, not a curated record.